Molecule: messenger RNA, 2733 nt
Organism: Gadus chalcogrammus (walleye pollock)
Lineage: Eukaryota; Metazoa; Chordata; Actinopteri; Gadiformes; Gadidae
Product: protein enabled homolog
Exons: 8
Coding region: 1-1422 (473 amino acids)
Source: RefSeq, a predicted model, not a curated record
AUGAACGGCGGCAGGGAGGAGGGGGAGACCCCGGGGAGCCUGUCAGAGCCGGGAGAGGAUCAAAGCCGACCGACGCCGUACACCGCGCGCCCUCCAGACUCCGAGGGAACGACGCCUGGCUCAACGGCGAACUUCAACUUCAACUCGACAGCGAGCAUCCCCAGGGGGGCUACGUCCACGUCACAAGACGACGGAGAGGCGCCGGCCGAGGUGGUCAGCACGCCGGGAUCCACUCCGUCGGGACCUCCCGCGUUGGACCCCGCCCUUGCCUCCCCCACAGGGGCCCCGUCCUCCAAGGAGCCGCCAGGAGCCUCAGCCGGGGGCCAAGGUCCUCAGAUCCCGGGGCCGACCCCUUCCGUCGCGCCGUCGCUGGGGGCCCCUCCGUUGCCCCCUCUGGCGGACUGGGGGCCCGAUGAUGCGACCGCCCCCAUUGUUCCAGACCUCCUCCUGGCUGAGGUGGGACCCGACGUGAUGCCCAAACCAGAGGGGCCGGAGAGCCUCUGGUCAGAGGCUGCGAGCGACAGCGAAGCGGACACGGAGGUCCCCCUGACCCAGGACCAGUCCACCGAGGGCACCAUGUCUUCAGAGGACCUCCCCCUCAUCUUCGACCCCUUCGACGACGUCACACCGCAGGGGGGGGCGUCCACGGCCGGGGGGCCGGCGGCUCCCGGUGGCCCCCAGCCGUCGGCCAGCGCCACGGCGACCGGCGGCACGUUCCUGUCCGAGGCGGCGUUCGACCGGCCGGUCGCCGUGGAGACGGACGCCGACGGCCCCUCCCACCCCCCGCCCAUGCUGCCGCGGGAGUGGAUGUCAGGCACCGAGCUGUUGGAGCCCAGCGCCUCCCCGGUGGGACCCCUGGACCAUCACGACGUGAAAGAUUCUGACAACGCAGAGGGACUAGAAGAGCCCUCCUCCAUCUCUGGCCUCGCUGCUUCCUCUCUCCUCUCCUCUGGAACACCUGUAACCAAGGCAACCCAUCACCACGUCUCUAAAUCCACCUCUGGGUUGGAGGAGAUGGAGUCCGAGGAGGAGUCUGACGAAGACGACAGUGAGGAGGAGCAGACCAACACGCCGGCGUCCAACCGGCCCCCCUACAGCCUGAUCCCCCCACCCCCUGUGUGGGUCCAGCGGAACCAGGGCCUGAUGCGUAGCUGGAUGGAGCUGAUCAGAGAAAAGGCGGGAUACGUGUCGGGGAUGCUAGUCCCCGUUGGCAUCGGCAUCGCGGGGGCCAUCCUGAUCGUAGGGGCCCUGAACAGCAUCCGCAUGAUCCACCGCAGACGACAAAACAGCUUCAAGUACCAGAGGAGGAAGGUCCGACAGCAAGAGGUCAAUAUCACACCCACACAGCAACCUAGAGAAACUGGCCCGGGCCGCCCAGAUCAAGCCAUGCUAUUGGCCGACAGCUCAGAGGACGAGUUCUGAUGUCACGCCCGAGAUGUCCUCAACCACUGACCCGACAGCCGAUUCCCCUGUCACGGAAUGCUAAGUAAAAGCAUCACCAUCGCUAUGACUACCGCAUCUUCCUUCACUCCAGGCUGUCCUCCAUAAAAGACUCACCCAAGCUACGGAUUAGUUUCACCUGAGUAGACCCCAGUUUAUGCAGGCUGUGCUAAGCCCAGUAUUUUCCUGAACUAGAGAUGAUGGUGUUAUGAAAACUAAAGAGCUCAUGAUGGGGGAACAGUGAUCAGAUUCAUUAGCAGUGAGAAGCGCGAAAGCACUGUCUGUCAAUCAAAAGGCUGUAUGUGGGAAGCAUUUUAUCCAGUGAGUGUCAAUCACAUGCAAGAAGGGCUGUAGCCAUUACAUACUGCCAUCUGCAUACAAAACAGUGUAAAUAUUGCGAAGUAGUUGACUUAGUGAAUACGCUUUCCAUCUCCUCACUCUUGGCCAUGAUUUCCAUAGGAUUCAGUAGGAAACAAUGCAUUUCUUUGCAUAUAAGUGUAGAUAAAGCAUACAAGUACACGUUAUGUAAAAAGUCUUUCAAAUUUAUCCAGCAGCGCAUGUUAUAUCAGACACAUUUUUCGUUCGCAAAGAAGAAUGUUAAUCCUAUUUUUUAAGGUUUGUCUUUACUUGAGAAUCAAAAAAAACUAAAACGUCUUACAUUUACUUACAAAUAUCCCUUUGGGGCUUUGUCAGCAUAAUAGGCACAAAAAAUCUUUUCAGCAACAACUGUAGUUUUUUGUAAUCCUAAACAAUUGCCAAAGUAGAGGUGACACAGGACAGGGUUUGGACCUAAAAUGUUAGCAAGAUUGCUGCCAGAAAGAUCAGGUUUACAAGAAGAGGAAAAUUGCUGCAGUUUUUUUGAGGGACUAAAUAUAAAUAUUGGACAAACAGUCUUCAAUAAUGGUUUCUGUUCUGCUUGCAGCAGAUUUCAAAUAAAUGUCAGUCAUUCUUUUUUUACUUCCUUCAAUGCUUUUAAGAUUUGUAAGCAAGCGUAGGAUGUGUAAAUGCAAUCGUGUUUCCCUGAAUGUGCUGUAAAAUAGUGGACUUCUUUUCAUUGUUCAGCAAAUAUCCUGCGUAGUGUAAUCUUGAAUAAAUAUUUGUCUUGAUUCUACAUUUCUAUGCUGUGAAAAUCACUUCCUGAUAUAACUGAAGUAAUAAGCUGUACUCCAGUCCCGGUCUGAUGAAAUGCAAAGAAAGACUCUUGAAACUUGCAGUUGGCACGAAAACUAGCUUGGAGGGACACGACCAUCAGACAAGAAAACCCACCGUCUUGACAAUAGAAAAAAAUCAAAU